AUGUCCUCCGUUACAUCGCUUUACCGACGGUCCCUGAAGCUGUCCCUUGACUGGGCUGUCCACCGCCAGAUCUGGCGCGGUCAAGCAGUCUACAUCCGAUCCCUGUUCGAGGCCAACAAGGACGUUCGCGACCCUCGCCAACAGCAGGUCUUGUUGCGCGAGACCGAGAAGCUACUCGAGACAUGGAAGCACCCCGAUCCCUACCGGGCACCUACUGCGCCCGGUGGUAACAAGUGGGAGCGCAACCUCCCCGCCCGAAUCUUGCCAUAUGCCCAAACCCCUGCUGCUCACUAA
Penicillium olsonii is the source of this 294-nucleotide messenger RNA. The record is from the annotation of a GenBank genome assembly. Lineage: Eukaryota; Fungi; Ascomycota; Eurotiomycetes; Eurotiales; Aspergillaceae.